Molecule: messenger RNA, 564 nt
Organism: Lycium barbarum (goji berry)
Lineage: Eukaryota; Viridiplantae; Streptophyta; Magnoliopsida; Solanales; Solanaceae
Exons: 2
Coding region: 1-564 (187 amino acids)
Source: RefSeq, a predicted model, not a curated record
AUGGCAAAUCAAGGAGAACAAGAAACGCGAACUCUGGGAGAGACAGGUGAAAUGCUGAGAGAUAAGGUGCUACAGAUUGAAAAGCUCCUCCAGAAAAUAGAGAGGAAAAUUGAGGAAGUAGAUAGAUUACUAGAAGAGGUUGUGACGCCUAGAGAAGGGACUCCGGAAGGAGCGAAUGAAAACCAAGGAGCCAGAUCAGUCCUGUGGGUGAUGGAAUCAGACCCACAAGAAGAGUGGGAGCCUCAACAGGAAGCCUCCGAAGCCAUUGAGGAGGAAGAACCCAUAGAGGAAGAAGAACCAGAAGAAGAAGAAGAAGAGGCCCAAGAUAAGGAGAGAGAAAAAUUAGAGCCUGUCGACAUAGAGGUCGAGGGAGAAGAGAAACCAUUUGAGAUGUUCCCCGAGUUCCAAGAAGAAGAGAAUGAUGUGAAUGAUGAAUCUGACUACUAUGCCCCAACUGACGAGGGGUCUAACGUCGAUGCACCCUCACCCAUGAUGGUACUUGUGGCCUCUACUAUGGCAUCAGAGAAUUUUGCGAGGGUAGGCCCUUCCGAACCAGCAUGGUAG